AUGACUGGAGCGAUGCUCUCUGAGACGCUCUAUUCUCCGGAUAACAUCUUAAUUGAGUCAGCCCUGCCCUAUUCUGGUACUCUGCGUAGCUCCAAGAAUAAUCAGCGGGAGGCAAAGGCACUUGCUGUCCGCGUUCUGUCCUCCCUGGUCCUCCUGAGCGCCCUUGCACUCCUUAUUGCUCGCUGUGCCCUUCACAUUAAGAAUAAAAAACGUUCCGGAAUCGCCUCCAGGAGGCUCUCUGACCAACACUCGCAUUCUCAAGACUCGAAUGAGCCUUCCACCUCUUCGUCGUCAAACGACUCGGAAUUUCGUCUGCCGUCAUAUGAAGAAGCGUGCACCCAGCAGCAUAAUAUUAUUGAUGAUAAUGAAGAUGUAGGUGCACAUGGCGAAUGGGGAGGAGAUCGCUUGCCCUCAUAUGAAGAAGCGUGCAGCGAUUCACCUCCAGGUACCAGUGGCUGUGCAGUGGAGAGGCAACGACUUUCCUACAGCGUGUCGUACAAUAUCUCGAAGAUAUGCCGAGUGACAUUGUUGUUCAAGGGUCAAGAAUUCGGUGCAGUAAUGAUGGGCUUACAUUAUACUGUUGUCAUUCUCCAAGAAGUAAGCGUCCUCAUGCAGGCUGGCCAGAUGCGGGUGUACGUCCCAUUCAGUGAAACAUAA
Molecule: messenger RNA, 657 nt
Organism: Eimeria necatrix
Lineage: Eukaryota; Apicomplexa; Conoidasida; Eucoccidiorida; Eimeriidae
Exons: 6
Coding region: 1-657 (218 amino acids)
Source: RefSeq, a predicted model, not a curated record